GGUCGCAGGUAAUAUUUUGGUGAAAUGACAAACAUUAGACUGUGACUUAUAGAAAAUUCCCGAGGAGGCAUUUUACGUUGAUUAUAUACUGGAUGAGUUAUGUCUUUAUGACUUAGUAAACAUUCUAAGAUACGUUUUUUGUUUAGAUGAAAAAUGGAAGUAGCUAGUGGCGGAAUUCCAAAAUGAAACUGCAAAUCUGACAUAUUUCUAGAACAUUCAGUUAAACGCGUUCCUAUGAUAUCAUCGUAUUAACAUAAUCCAAAUAUUAUGUGAAAAGUCAUCACAAUAUUAAUUUUUUUUGUGUGUCUAACGAGAACGUGUCAUUCUAAAUUUUGACGUUAAUUAAACUAUGAGUUUGACAGAUAACUAAAGGGUGAAUUAUUUAUUGAUUUUUUCGGAUAAUUUAAUUCAGAAUUUUUGUCGUAUAAGAACAAAAAUGGAUACAAAUAAAGUGGAAUUAUAUAUUUACGAUCUAUCGAAAGGGAUGGCUGCGGCUUUUUCACCUAUGUUGAUAGGGAAAAGAAUUCAAGGAAUUUGGCACACAUCAAUAGUAGUUUAUAACAGAGAGUAUUUUUUUGGUUCUAAAGGCGUCGAGAGCUGUAAUCCAGGCACAACAGCCUUAGAAAGACCUUUAAGAGUGGAAGUUAUUGGAGAAACUCAAGUACCGUAUUCAGUUUUUAUCGACUAUUUAAACGGGUUAUCAGAAACUACAUACGCGGGUUGUACGUAUAAUUUGCUACAUCACAAUUGCAAUAAUUUUUCCGAAGAGAUAGCUCAGUUUUUGUGCGGAACUUCUAUACCAAAAUACAUUCUAGAUCUACCUAACGAAGUAUUAAAUUCCAAUUUAGCCGCCAAUCUUCUAUCGCUUGUUACUCAAUUAGAAAAUAGCGCGAGGCCUAUAAGAGAAGAACAGUCCAAUAAUAUCCAUGAACCCAGUCCGGAUUUCGAUCAACUAAAUUCGCAAAUCGAGGAAGCAAGAUACAAUUCUCUUCUUCUGGAAGAACGCCGUAAAACUCUAAAAGAAAAAUUGAUAAAAAAGGAAAAGAAACGAGAGAAAAAACGCAAAAAAAUAUUAGAAUCAGGCGGGGAAUUACCUCCGGAAUUGAAAGAGGAUUUCGCAAUGGCCGAUACAGAAACUGUAAACGGACAAUCUCAGUUACCUUCCGACGAAGCGUUCGCUUUAGAAGAAGAAGAACGUCGAGAAGAAGAAGCGAAGAAGAAAGCCAGAGAACCACCGAUUGUUUAUAAGGAUAUAAUAGACGUUAAAGUCGAAUUCGACGCUUUGGUCGCCCUUAUCGACGGCAAAUUGAAUCCGGAAGAGCAAAGGGCUACGGAGGAGUUGCAGCAAUAUAUGAUCGGGGAUGAGGGUAGUUGGGCUUUGAGUGACGGAUUUUUGGAUUUCGUCGGGAGGUUAUUGAACGAUACUCAACUGUCCGUUGACGUCAGAGUGAAAACUCUCAACGUAUUGGCAAUGGCGGCUUUGAAGGAUGACGUCAUAUUGGUUUUGCAUCAGGACCGGAAAGAUCACAUCCUCAUGAACUACGCUUUCGAAAUCGACAGAUUGAGUAUACAAGAACAAGAAGCUAUAGCUCUAUUCAUGGCAAAUAUGUUCGAAAAUCUCAGUUCGUCCGAGUGGCUACUGUACAUAUCCGAAUGGACUUACAACAAUCAACAAACCAGCAAUAUACGAGUCACGACGAAAGUAGCGGUACAUUCUCUUUUAUCUGAUUCCCCGAUACUACAAGACAGAGGCGCCGCUAUAAUCCACAAUCUUGCUUGCAAGGAGAAAUUCAGAAAUUUUCGGAUUCGUCAGCGAUUUCCAAAAGGGAGUUUAUCAAAGGUGUUCGAUGACGUCGCCGUUGAAUUAACUAUGGCGUUGCUUCAAUAUUUCAAUUCGAAACCACCUGAAGAACAAUUGUACCGAUGUAUGAAAGCAUUGGCGAAAUUCGUUCAAGUAUCUACACAAGAAGUACCGCAACUGAUUCAAAUGAUCGGUCCUGAUCCUCGAAGUUUCAAAGGUAUCAGUGACCGGGUCGAUUCUCUAGUUGAUCAAAUCGCCUUAAAGUUGCGGUAGAUAUAUUAAAUCUUAAAUAUAUUUGUCAAUACGAGUUUUAUUUAUUACUAUAUUCAUAACAAAUUGCUAUUUCUUUUGGGGUAAAUAGUAUAAAAGACAUAUUCCCGAAAUUUUUAGUACUUGGAGUAGCUGAACACUACUUUUAUAUGUUCUCCUGUAAUAUUUGUUGGAAUUUCUUAUUGAAAAUGAAGGACCGAUGAUACACGACAUCUAUCGGUCGAUAACUAAACAUAUAUCAACUAUGAAAAAACAGUUUCCUACACUUUUAUCUAACUGAUUAAAAAAUGUAGGAAUCAUGAUAUACGACACCUAUCGGUCGAUAGAUGAAGAUACUUAAACUGUUGAGUAUUUGAUUAAAAAUGGAGAAGCCAUAAGGCACUACACCUAUCGGUCAAUAGCAAAAAAUAUGUAAACUAAAAAAGUGUUUUCUCCACUUUUAAUUACCUAAUUGAAAAUGGAGAAACUGUGAUAUACGACACCUAUCGGUCAAUAGCUAAAGGUACAUAUCUUUUAUAGAAACAAUUUCCGCCACUUUUGUCAUAUAUUUAGAAUCUUGUAGAGUGCGAAAUAAAACCGGCAACGUAACCACAUCCUAACUUUUUUCCAAUUAAUCAGAAAAAUCAGAAAAUUAAUAGGAUUUACAAUUUCAAUUUUUUUUUUUCACAAAAUAGUAGUUAUCUUCCUCAUAUUUGAGAUAAUAAUGAAUUAUUAUGUAAAUAAUAAAUAAUUAUCUGAAUUUCAUUGAAAAACGGAGAUAAUAAAUUGAUUUUGAUAACAAUAAUUGUGACAACACUGAAAGUCGACGUCACAUAGUUGGCAACAUUGAGUAUGAAACAUGAUUAUUAAUUCUAUCUACAUUUUGAAUGUUUAAAUUUGUUCAGUGGCUUCUUAACGUUGGUAACUAACUAACUUUGGAGUUAUUAAUAUAUUAAGAAAACUUUUCACAUUUUGGAGUGAUAUUUUCGACAUUACUACGUAUCCUGAUCGUUUUAUUAAUUAAAAAAUUAAGAAAUGCAAUUACAUAACCUAAAAAACGAAGUGCCUUAACAUUAAAGCAAUCUUAUGAGUUUAUAUAUCUAAGAGUUUCCAGUGUUGCCAGACGGAUUUUAUUUUCAGACACAUUCAGUACAUUUCGAGAAUAUGUCCAUACUGGUAUCUGUAGCAUCAAAAAAAGAGUCGUAGAGCUUUUUUUUAAAAAAAGUAUCCCGAUUAAUUAUUUAAUGUAUUUAAUUUCAAUUUUUAUAAAAUAAUUAUCAAUUUUUUAAUCGUUUUAUAACAUUUAAUUUUUGUUAUUAAUAUCUAUGUGAAAAAAAAUCUGUGAUUUGUCUUAUUUCACCUGUUUUUACAUAAUAUUUAACGCUCGUGCAACAGAUGCAUUUUCCAGUUUUUAUAAAUUGUUUUAGUUUUUUUCAAAACUUUACGGUAUGUUUCUUUUUUUUACGUUUUUAUAAUUAUUAAAAAUGUGGCUUCAA
This is a messenger RNA of Diorhabda sublineata, 3546 nucleotides long. RefSeq lists its product as uncharacterized. The record is from RefSeq and is a predicted model, not a curated record. Gene Ontology annotation, biological process: protein modification by small protein removal. NCBI's taxonomy places the organism in Eukaryota, Metazoa, Arthropoda, Insecta, Coleoptera, Chrysomelidae. Gene Ontology annotation, molecular function: peptidase activity. The transcript is spliced from 11 exons. Bases 437 to 2074 code for a protein of 545 amino acids.